Molecule: messenger RNA, 1683 nt
Organism: Colletotrichum godetiae
Lineage: Eukaryota; Fungi; Ascomycota; Sordariomycetes; Glomerellales; Glomerellaceae
Exons: 6
Coding region: 1-1683 (560 amino acids)
Source: RefSeq, a predicted model, not a curated record
AUGCACUUUGGGUUUUCAAGACCUGGCUACUUGAACACCCGCAAGAACCGUUUGUAUAAUGGCCAGUACAAUACCAGCACCUCCUACCCACAGGACUGCACAAAAAGUAUACCACUGCAGGGGAUUCCUGAGAUCCCUCCAAAGAUCCGUCAACCGGCGAGACUUCUGGCGCAGGCUGAACCUCUGGAGAUUGACCAAGUGAUAGCUCAGCCGUGGAAAAUCGCUCUGGGCGCUGUAGACGUCGCUUUCCAAGAGCGUCGUCUCCUUCUCAAAGUCUCUACACCCCACGGGCCAGAUGUUGCGCGGCAAUUUGUCGACGUCCCUCUUCGGGUGUCAAAGAAGGCUCAUUUUGAGCGGCACUGGGCGUCUGCUUCUACGUUGGGAGCCGACCGUAUGGAACCAAAUGAUCGUCGGACAAUCAGAAGUUUCAGAUAUCUGGACGACGUCAACGACAACGUUCUUGCGGAGCUAGAUGAUAAACUACCGGAUUCUGCUGGCCAGGACUUAGAUAUGCUCCAGCCGCGACUGAUGAACCUCAAGGGCUUCAGUAAUUUCUUCUCCACGAGACUGGGCCCUAAGCUCGACCCAAAGGCUCUUUGGGGUCUGAUCGGGCUUAUUGUCCUGCCUCACGAAGCAGCAAUGAAACGAAUCGGUCAAAUGCUCAGCAAGCUGGGCUACUCUUGUGGAGACUUUCAACUACAUGCACGUCAGAGUUCCAAUCUCUCGACAGGAGAAAAGGAGGCAUGCUUCGAGAUCCUUGUAUUGAUGACCAGGUUUCUUUUGGAUGUUGUUAGGUUUCUACGGGAAGCUGGAGAUAUUAUCAACCUCUCCUACGGCCGUGGCUACGCGCAAGAGUCGUGGGUUGAACUGACGGCCACGUACGACAGAGCUCAGACCUAUAUUAACGAGCGGUUGAAUCGCAUCAAAAAGAUGGCAAAGUUUGGGAAGAGACAGGCCGCCCAGUUAUCAUUCCUUUCCCGCUCGCCUCGUUCCUUCGUUGACAGUGCCAAGUUGCCAUGCUUAGUUCUACCACCUGCCAGUACGAAUCGAUUCUUCAACCGUGACGAAGUCAUCGAGGAGUACAUUGAGAAGAAGAAGGCAGAAAAGGGGCUACGUGUCAUCUUCUGGAUCCGUGCGGAGACUUCGUUCUCGAUCCAGGAGAGCUUCGCCGACGAUGCUCUUAGGCUAGAACUCAACGGGGCUGGGAAAACCUUGCAUGAUGAGAAUCGACUACUUGUAAAGAGAUGGCUACAGAAAACGGAAUGCAAAUGGUUACUGGUGUACGAUAAUGUGGAGGAUUUCGGUCUCCUGCGGGCUAAUUGGCCCUCGCCUGGGAGUCAGGGGUUGGCACUUAUUACGACACGGAAUCACUCGCUAGCUUUGAACCCAGCUAACGGAGAUCUCGAGGUUCUCCCAUGGGACACAGCGAAUGGUACCAAGUUCCUCCUACACCUGCUGGACGGUCACAUCAGUACAGAUCUUCUAGCAAGCGAAGCCAAGUCGGCGUACAGUCUGGCCGAAAGACUCAGUGGCCAUGCGCUGGCAAUUUCGAACAUGAGCGGACUCAUUCAUCGUCGGUCCUGGAACAUCUCCGAGCUUCUCGACAAAUACGGAAGUAGUUUGAACUUCAAUAACGGCUUGGAGGCAAUCUGGGGAGUUUUCUUCAAAAAAUCUGAAGCCUAA